This is a messenger RNA of Phymastichus coffea, 3342 nucleotides long. RefSeq lists its product as uncharacterized. Gene Ontology annotation, molecular function: channel regulator activity; voltage-gated calcium channel activity. The transcript is spliced from 7 exons. NCBI's taxonomy places the organism in Eukaryota, Metazoa, Arthropoda, Insecta, Hymenoptera, Eulophidae. The coding region runs from base 302 to 2014 and encodes 570 amino acids. Gene Ontology annotation, cellular component: postsynaptic density membrane; AMPA glutamate receptor complex. Gene Ontology annotation, biological process: transmission of nerve impulse; positive regulation of synaptic transmission, glutamatergic; regulation of AMPA receptor activity. The record is from RefSeq and is a predicted model, not a curated record.
UUCCACUUCCUCACGCUUUGCUUACUCGUCGGGUUGUCUAAGCACGUGCGCGUUGUAUUUUUAACCGGCCGCAUCAAGCAAGUGCUACAAAUUUAAUUGUAGGUGUGCCUGUUUGUGAAAGGAGUGUGGAUUUUUGUUAAAAACAAAAGUGUUUGUCGAAGGAAAUUCUUUUAUAAAACUUCUCGUUGCAUAUUUGUAAUUUGAGAGUUUGGUUUGCAGGCAGACCAACAGUGCUGCAAGCGCCGACGCCGAUGGGCACGUGACGGGAUUUGGCCGCAGCAUACUAACAGCAAUCUGAGAGAUGUGCUGCUCAGGAAGCGAGGGCGGCACGCGAAUGACGAGGUGCGGCUUGCUUUGCGGUAUGGCCGCUCUGGCCGCUCUCACCGCUGCUCUCCUCGGACCAGCUUGGCUGCAUACCGAGGAAAGGCUGCCACACUUGCCACGUCACUUGGCUGGCCUUGUCAGCGUUAAGUUCAAACUCGGCCUAUUUCGCGCUUGUCCCAAGAUCAUCAAACCGGCUAACCUGUCAACGUACAUAACCAUUCCCGCUUGCAGUACGAUUCGGUACAAAAGUUUAGAUGACGUCAAUGCGACAGAGCUUGGAUUUCAACGUCUGGAAUUCACACCCAUUGUUGUUUCAAAAAUGAGAAUAUCGACUCCAUUUCAAGUAGCGGCUGCAGCGCUGAUCCUCGCCGGGACAAUAUCCGCCCUGAUCGGUCAUUGUUGCUCGGAUCACAGGACCCUCGUCGCUUGUGGUCUUUACCUCCUUGGCGGUCUGUCGUUGGGUGGCGGACUCAUAGUUCUGGCAUCGCUGUUGUCGGACGCCACUUGGGACAUACCGCAAACCUACUCUUCGUUUGACAAGUCUGAAGAUACUGGAUUGCCACACUGGCACUACGGAUGGUGUCUGCAGCUCUCGGGACUAGCCCUCAUCCUGUCAGAGCUCGCGGCCCUGCUCACCAUAUCCGGCUAUAUGGCGCGCUUUCCUACAGUCGAGGACAUGGUGCGAGUAAUGGUGCCAGGUGCAGAAAGAAAGUUGCGUGAACAGCGUGGGCUGAGUUCCGAGUAUCUAGUAAGAUCACAUCAAAAGUCACCUGGACCGCCUCCCGGAUCGGGUACAAAUCAACCUACGAAGGGUGAAGGUCCGCCACGACUGACCGAAGAGGGUACAUCCUUGCUGUGCAAAUCAGCACCAGACAUCUGCGCAUCGAAUCCGCAAUCUGCCAUAAGUUACGUCGACAAAGCUGACCUUUCACACAUGCUGCCUGCCUACCCCGAAACAAAAAUUAUCGAGCCACGAUUUGUCGGCACAGGCUUCCCCGACAAGGCUGAUCAGAAUAUUGUAGAUUCCCGGCUGAGCGGUUUCGUCGAUAAAGAAGGUCUCGUGAUUGCAUUCGCCGAGGGUAAAGAGCAACUUGCCUGCCAAGAACCACCCGCUCGGUUCAGCGACUUUCCACCUCCGCCUCUACCCUUGCCAACCGAACAGCAGCAACAGCAGCAGCAACAGCCGAUAACUCCACAACAACAACCACCUUUGGCGUUCGCUGACAAAGACACCCACGGCUUUAUCGUUGAGCAGCAAACGGCCGAUCAGUCGUUGCUGGAUGCACCAUACGGAUACGACACUCGCUACAACAGCCUUGCCGGUCAAACUGUUCCUAUCACUCUCAAGCAUCAUCAUCAAGCAACUGUAUCAGUUUCGGCUAUUCAAUCGUCUCCAACACCUCAAUACGUGUAUCAGAAUUUCGGCACGAUACACUCAGGGAUGCUAAGGGUUGCUGAACCCGGUACCAGUUCCACUAUGAGUUCAAACUGCUCCAGUCAACGAAGUAUGACUUUACAGAAUCCUAAAAGGAAAGUCACCGGUGGGGCGCCUAUUGCCCAAAAUGCUUUUAGUACUCUCGAAUGUGAACGACGAAGGAGAACGGGUGGUGGUGGAGGAGGAGGUGCUUCGACAACCGCUGCCAUGGCUGCAAGUGGCAAGGCUAACUUUUGUGCUGGCAGCGCGGUAUGACCUCCAACUCAUACGACUCUUCCUAGGUAACUGAGAAAUGAGGAGACCCCAUUGUAAGCAUUCACUGGAGUUCAUCCUCAAUAUUUGACUGGAUUGUUAUGAUCUGACCGGCAGACUUUAACUACCGUAAUAAUAAUUUUCAUGACCAUUUAAGACUUUAGGAAAAAUGAGUUUUCUUAUUAAAACUCUACUAAACAUCUAGUUCUUUUUCACCAGAUUCUAUUAAAUUACUACGAUAUGACUGUUAAAAAUGGUGUGAUCUGCUUUUCUACAAAAUACUGCCAAACAUUUAUAACAGAAAAUCCAGCGUUAUGGAAAUCUUGCAAAAGGAAAUAAAAGAACCUUUAUAUACAUUUAUUAGAGUAGAAUGAAUUUUCCGUUUUUCGAUUAAAUAAUUUAGGCCUAUUGUUACUAAUAAUUUCGGUUAAACUAUUUAGCUCAAAAUUUUUCGAAAAGUCAUACUGGAAGAUUUAGUUAUUGUACUGAAAAACUAUGCAAAAUCUAUAUCAUCAUAUAUUUUAUACCUUGUUCUAGAGUUUUUAAGAUAUUAGAAUAUUUUUUUCAUUGUAACACUGUCUCAGACGAUUUAUGAUUUAUCCAAGAUCAAAUUGUUUAGAAUUAAAAGAAGUUUAAGAUUUUUUAUCUCAUUGAGCUUUGCGGUGGGAAAAAUGUAACUUUUGUAAAUAAAUCAUAAUCUACGUUAUAUACAUAUGAUAAAAUAUAAUAAAUACUUUAUGAAUCAAUAAACAACCUCACAUAGCAAAAAUCAUAAACAAGUUUCCAAUGUAAUUUGUAAAUUUUCAAUGAAUGAUUGUGAAUCUCAUUAAAAUUGAUAUAAGAAUGUGCAUUUGUACAUUAUGCAUAUUCCUACUGUUAAUAUUGAACUCUGAUCCAGACACAUUUUUUUAUGCUUACAUUAAGACGUGAUUACUACAAAAAUGUUGGUUCUAAUAUAAUGAGACAUAAAGUAACUUCGCCUUAUUUUGACUUAAUUGUUGGAACAAUCUUUAAUGAUAUCUUAGUAAGCUGUAAAAGUGAGGAAACUGAAAUACUUCCAAAAUGUAUAGAUAAUUAAACAAAGUGUAAAACAAGCUGAACUUAAAGUGUGGUAAAAAUAAAAUAACAAUUCAUAAAAUGAAUGUAGUGAAUUUAAUAAACCUGUAAAAAUGGAGUACUUCUUAAAAAUAUUAAUCUGAUUCGUAAACAUUUCAGCGCUUAGUUGUGUGGUUAAGAAUGGAUCCUUGACAUAUCAAGUAGUGUAAUAAACUAUUUUAAAAUAAUCUACAUUCAUGGAAAUUUACAACUGUAUGUCAACAGUCUAAUUUUCU